This is a messenger RNA of Myripristis murdjan (pinecone soldierfish), 1194 nucleotides long. RefSeq names its product 5-hydroxytryptamine (serotonin) receptor 1Fa (gene htr1fa). The record is from RefSeq and is a predicted model, not a curated record. Gene Ontology annotation, cellular component: plasma membrane. The transcript has a single exon. Gene Ontology annotation, molecular function: G protein-coupled serotonin receptor activity. Gene Ontology annotation, biological process: positive regulation of MAPK cascade; adenylate cyclase-activating adrenergic receptor signaling pathway. NCBI's taxonomy places the organism in Eukaryota, Metazoa, Chordata, Actinopteri, Holocentriformes, Holocentridae. The coding region runs from base 1 to 1194 and encodes 397 amino acids.
AUGGACUUUCCUAACUGCACAGAAGGGGUGUUUGCCACAAGCAGCAGUGAUUAUGACUCACUGGAAGCUGCUGGACUUCCCACCAGUAAGAUCCUGCUUACCUUGACUCUGUCUAUAGUGGCUAUACUGACCACAGUCAUCAACUGCCUGGUGAUCACAGCUAUCGUUGUUACCCGCAAGCUGCACCACCCGGCCAACUACCUCAUCUGCUCACUGGCAGUGACCGACCUGCUGGUGGCUGUGCUGGUCAUGCCCUUCAGCAUCAUCUACAUCCAGAAAGAGAGCUGGGACAUGGGCCAGGUGGUGUGCACCAUCUGGCUUAGCGUGGAUAUCACCUGUUGCACGUGUUCCAUUCUCCAUCUUGCUGCAAUCGCCAUUGACCGCUACAGGGCCAUUACCGAUGCGGUGGAGUAUUCCCGCAAACGCACUGGAGCCAGAGCUGGGGUGAUGGUGGCAGUGGUGUGGCUCUUGUCCAUCCUUAUCUCACUCCCACCUCUGCUGUGGCGGUACCACAGUGAGGAUUCAGAGCAGGAAGACCAGUGCAUUAUCACCCACACUCACUUGGCCUUCACCCUCUACUCCACUCUGGGAGCCUUUUACAUCCCCCUGCUGCUCAUCCUCAUCCUCUACUACAAAAUCUAUCGGGCUGCCCAGACCCUCUACAUGCGCAGGGAGGCCAGUCGGGCCAGUCGCCAUUCAUGCAUGACCAACGGGAGCAUGAUCCCCUCGACCUAUCCAGCGGGGGACGGUGAUGUCGAUGGAGGACCCCGGAGUCCGGAGCCCCUGAGCCCCCCAGAGAAGUCUGUCUCUGAACCCUCCACUGAGGAACGUGAAAAGGUGCGUGUCCCGGUUAAGACUCUGAAGAGCAAGUCGCGACGACGUGAGUCACACCGUACCGAGUCACGCCGGUGCCAGAUGUACCAAGGACCACGGAUCUCAGGAUCACGGGAGCGCAAGGCAGCGUCCACAUUGGGGUUGAUACUGGGGGCCUUUGUCAUCUGCUGGCUGCCGUUUUUUGUCAAGGAGGUGAUCGUCAACACCUGCGGCGCUUGCAGCACUUCAGUGGAGAUGGCCGACUUCCUGACGUGGUUGGGCUACCUCAAUUCUCUGAUCAACCCACUCAUCUACACCAUCUUUAAUGAAGACUUCAAGAAAGCUUUCCAAAGACUGAUUAGAUGCAGCCAUUACCUCUGA